CGUCGGGUCUCGUGAAUUCCGCAGGCAUGGAGGAAAGCGGGAUAAUUCGCCGCCGGCGGCUACAGAAGGACCUCCCCCUACCCAGGAAAAGCAGCAGCUGUCGCACCACCAACAGGAAGAGCCUCAUCCUCACCAGCACCUCGCCCACCCUGCCCCGCCCCCACUCACCUUUACCUGGACACAUAGGAAGCAGUCCUCUCGACAGCCCACGGAACUUCUCCCCUAGCACCCCUGCCCAUUUUUCCUUUGCUUCGUCCAGAAGAGCGGACGGCCGACGCUGGUCUCUGGCUUCUCUUCCCUCGUCUGGAUAUGGAACCAACACGCCCAGCUCCACAUCCUCCUCCUCCUCUCAGGAGCGUCUGCACCAGCUGCCGUUCCAGCCCACUCUGGAGGAGCUGCACUUCCUGUCCAGGCACUUCGGCAGCAGCGGCAGCGUCACCGACGACGACGGGGGUCGGAGGUCACCGCACACUAUGCACACGCGCCCCCGCUCACGCUCGCUCAGCCCUGGGCGUUCUCCCUGUUAUGACAAUGAGAUUGUCAUGAUGAACCAUGUUUACAAGGAACGCUUCCCCAAGGCGACGGCCCAGAUGGAAGAGCGUCUGUCGGACUUCCUGCAGGCGUUCUCUCCGGACAGCCUGCCCCCGCUGGCUGACGGGGUCCUGAGCUUCAUCCACCACCAGAUCGCCGAGCUGUCCAGAGACUGCCUGAGCAAAUCACGCGAGGGCCUCAUCACCUCCCUCUACUUCUGCGAGCUCCAGGAGAACCUGGACCGACUGCUGAAUGAUGCAUAUGAGCGGUCAGAGAGUUCAGAGCUGACCUUCAUCACAGAGCUGGUGAAGAAGCUCUUCAUCAUCAUCUCACGGCCCGCUAGACUACUGGAAUGCCUGGAGUUCAACCCAGAGGAGUUCUACCACCUGCUGGAGGCGGCGGAGGACCAGGCCAAAGAGGGCCACCUGAUGAAGACCGACAUCCCCCGAUACAUCAUCAACCAGCUGGGACUCAACAGGGACCCUCUGGAGGACAUGGUGGCACUGGAGUGUUACGACAGCGAGGGACCGCACACCCCUGAAACGGACGACCCUGCUGAGGGGAAGAUGAAAGCCAAGAAGCCUCCAUGUGAGUCAGACUUUCAGACCAUCAAACUGAUCAGCAAUGGAGCAUAUGGGGCGGUGUACCUGGUGCGUCACCGUGAGACGCGCCAGCGCUUCGCCAUGAAGAAGAUCAACAAGCAGAACCUGAUCCUGCGCAACCAGAUCCAGCAGGCCUUCGUGGAGCGCGACAUCCUCACCUUCGCCGAGAACCCUUUCGUAGUCUCCAUGUUCUGCUCCUUCGAGACGCGACGACACCUCUGCAUGGUCAUGGAGUAUGUGGAGGGUGGAGACUGUGCCACCCUGCUGAAGAACAUUGGCGCUCUGCCCGUGGAGUUGGCACGCAUGUACUUCGCUGAGACCGUGCUGGCUCUCGAGUACCUGCACAACUACGGCAUCGUGCACCGGGACCUCAAACCAGACAAUCUCCUCAUCACAUCCAUGGGUCACAUUAAGCUGACGGACUUCGGGCUGUCCAAGAUGGGGCUGAUGAACCUGACCACCAACCUCUACGAGGGCCACGUCGAGAAGGACACGCGCGAGUUCCUCGACAAACAGGUGUGUGGCACCCCAGAGUACAUCGCCCCCGAGGUGAUCUUGCGGCAGGGCUAUGGCAAGCCGGUGGACUGGUGGGCCAUGGGCAUCAUCCUGUACGAGUUCCUCAUUGGCUGCGUGCCCUUCUUUGGCGACACCCCCGAGGAGCUGUUUGGACAGGUCAUAACAGAUGACAUUGUGUGGCCUGACGGAGAGGAGGCUUUGCCCGGAGAUGUCCAGGGUCUCAUAUCAGCACUGCUGCAGACCAACCCACUGACACGACUGGGCACAGGGGGAGCUUUUGAGGUGAAGCAGCACUCGUUCUUCAGAGAGCUGGACUGGAACUCGCUCCUCAGGCAGAAAGCAGAGUUCAUCCCCCACCUGGAGUCCGAAGAGGACACUAGCUACUUUGACACACGUUCGGAGCGCUAUCGUCAUGGGAACUCCUACGAGGAGGACGACACGACAGAGGACGAGCCUGUGGAGAUCAGACAGUUCUCCUCCUGCUCUCCACGCUUCAGCAAGGUGUACAGUAGUAUGGAACACCUGACCCAGCUGGACACCAAGGCUCCGACAGUGACCCGUCGGGAGCGCAACGGUCGCCGUGACGAUAAGAUGGCGAAGAGGGAGAGUCUGGGCAGCUUCAGUCUGAGAGAGAAGGGCUGGAGGGCGGGAUCGCCUGAGAUGAAGCGUCUGUCCUGCACGGAGUCGCUGUACUCCGAGGGCGACUCGAGCCCUCCGCUGGGCGCGCGGCGUCGCUUCUCGGCUCUGCUGGACGCGCAGCGCUUGGCCUCUCCACUGGAGGGCGACAUGGAGUUCCUCUCCAGGCAGAGCCCCGGCGGCGGCAGCACCGGCACCAGGCCGCGCGGAAUCUCACUGGAGGCAGGGGUCCCCAUCGCCAUGGCAAUGGCCCAAACAGCAGCCUCCAGCAGCAAAGAGGGAGGGGCUACUGCUACAGAAGCCAAGCCAGGGGAUGUGACUCCAUCAGUGGGUCCUGCGGUGGCAGGUGUGGUCGCCAAGGAGACCGUGACCAAGGACGCCGUCUCCACGGAUCCCCUGGCGCCGCGGGCGACCAACGACCUGGUCCUGCGUCGGGCGAGGCAUCAGCAGCUCACCGGGACGCACCGACGCAGCUCCCGCCCUAGCAACAAGGUCAUCAAGUCCGCCUCGGCAACCGCACUCUCAGUCAUGAUCCCGACAGUGGAACAGCACGGAAGCUCCCCAUUGGCCAGUCCCAUGUCUCCCCGCUCGCUCUCGUCCAACCCCUCGUCGCGUGACUCCUCCCCCUGCCGGGACUUCUGCCCCGCUGUCACUCUCCUGCGCUCGCCAAUCACCAUCCAGCGCUCGGGCAAGAGAUACGGCUUCACGCUCCGCGCCAUACGCGUCUACAUGGGCGACACCGACGUCUACAGCGUCCACCACAUCGUCUGGCACGUAGAGGACGGUGGCCCCGCCCAAGAGGCGGGGCUUUGUGCCGGUGACCUCAUCACCCAUGUGAACGGGGAGUCUGUCCACGGAUUGGUCCACACGGAAGUGGUGGAGCUCAUUUUGAAGAGUGGCAAUAAAGUCACCGUGACAACCACCCCCUUUGAGAACACGUCCAUCAAGAUCGGCCCUGCCCGCCGUGCCAACCAGCAGUCCAAGAUGGCGCGCAGGAGUAAGAAGACUCCGGGCAAGGAGGGACAGGACAGUAAGAAGCGGAGCUCUCUGUUCCGUAAGAUCACCAAGCAGUGCAACCUGCUGCACACCAGCCGCAGCCUGUCCUCCCUCACCCGCUCCCUCUCCUCCAGCGAGAGCCUGCCCGCCUCGCCCACGCACGCACUGGCACAGGGCAUCUCCUCUCUGAGCACCUCCCCAGCCUCCAGCACGCCCAACUCUCCCGCCCCGUCCUCUUCCUCCUCCUCCUGCUCCUCCUCCUCCUCCGUGAUCUCCCAUCAGCCCCCGGGGCCCGGCGGCGCUGGCGGUCGUCACAUGCGCCCCUCCUCGCUGCACGGCCUCUCGCCCAAACUCCACCGCCAGUACCGCUCGGCGCGCUGUAAGUCGGCGGGCAACAUCCCGCUCUCGCCGCUCGCCCACACGCCCUCGCCCCCCCAGGCCUCCUGCCCGCCGUCCUCCUCCGGCUCCCCCCCUCCGCCACCAGGGGGCGCCACCCCACCGCUGCCUGGACACCACGUGCCCGGGAGCAGCCACACCACCCAGGCGUUCCCACCGGCGAAGCUGCACCCGGGUUCGUCGUCCUCGUCGUCCCCGGUGAUGGUGCGUCCGCGGCCCAAGAGUGCCGAGCCCCCGCGGUCGCCGCUGCUGAAGCGCGUGCAGUCGGCCGAGCGCCUGGCGUCCUCGCCGCUCUCCUCCUCGCCGCCCUCGGGCUCCGCCAUGACGACCGGCUCGCCCUCGGCAACGGGGGCGCACAGGAAGCACAGCCUGGAGCUGGGCGUCGUCGGCGGCGUCGGCGGCGUCGGAGGCAUCGGAUUGGCCGACUACAGGAAAGAGGGCGGGUUCCUGUGCGGGGAGCCGCCCCUGCAGAGCCUUCCGGAAACGGAGGCCGAGACGCUGGGCGUGCCCCCGUCGCCGCCGUCCCCUCCGCCGAAGACGACGCCGAUGACCCCGUCGUCGCUACCGGAGACGGGCGUGCUCAUCGUGAAGCCGAUGAGGAAGCUGGGCCGCCAGGAGUCCCCGCUGAGCCGAGAGGUGCUGUUCCGGGAGCGAGAGAGGGAGCGAGAGAGGGAGCGAGAGAGGGAGAGGGGAAGAAGGGACAGAGACCGAGAGAGAGAGAGAUCCUGGGACGCCACGCUGGGCCGGUCGGUGGCCAAGCUGGAGAGGACCACCCCGUCUGGAGCUUCGUCCGCAGACGCCCGGGCUGGAGGCGACCGCAAGCCCGCAGACGGUAGGCCCGCGUUGGGGGACGGAGGAACGGGCGAACCCCCUGGAACCACAUCAACAUCCAAAACCACCACCAUGUCCAACACUGAGACCACAGGUUUUCCCGCCCAGUGCAAACUCAGCGACCCCUCGACAGCAAAAGCGUCCUUAAGCUCUGGUGCUGCUACCCCUGAAUCCGAGGCCGUCCGACCUGCCAGCGCGUCUCUGUCUCCGACUGCUGCAAAAACGACAGAUCCCAGAAUUCUUGGCAGCGUGGCAGUCGCAACAGAUCCUGGAUGUGGCGCCAAAUUCCUCCCAGCCUCCUCCGGCAAGCAGAGCCAGCCAGAGAAAACGGCCAAGCAGCUGCAGCCUCAGUUAGAUCGAGUUCAGGCUAAACCUGAUGGAAAGGACAUUCCAGGGAGUUCUAAGGUGGUCGCACAGGCCCUUCCACAGGCGAAGAGUUCUGCAGGCCAGGGUUCCGCACCUGCUAUUGUCUCAGAACCUUCUAGAAUCUCCAAAGCGCCUGGUGUAGGUGAGGGAGUUCUGAAAAAGAAUGGCCUGGACACCCCCACUACUAGGCUUCCAGACCCCAGGCUGAGAGGCUCCAUAGCUGGUCCUGUGAAGGGACUGCUCGCCGUGGGCCCAGCCCAGGUCCAGGCCCCCGUCCUGGGGAAGAUGCGUCAGGAGAAGGGCCUGGCAGUGAACUGUUUCCGGGGCACCCUUGACUGGGAAGAGAAGCGACUGUUGGAGGUGGUGGAGGAACAUUCGCCGUCCCCGACUCCAAGCCCCUCCCCCACCGCCACGCACACUCCCAUCUCCAUCCAAUCACGGCCCGUCUCCCCAGGCGACCGCAGCGGCGGCUCUGCACAACAGCCAACAGCCAAGAUGGCCUCCUCCCCAGCUCCUCAUACUCCUUCAGCUCCUCCUCCCGUCACUCCCAAGAGCCAGGCCCAAGAGGGGACCAGGGACCGGGAGAGCCCCAAGACCAGUGAGGGGAAGCAGGCAGGCCCAGCAGGAAAGCCUGAGGCUGAGGCAAGAAGUAGGCCCGGACUCACAGUAGCCGCCUCACCAGGGCUUGUCUCUCCUCCUCCUCCUCCUCCUCCUCAACCUCAGUCGGCUAAAAGCCCCAGCAUUCCAAAGCCCACGGCCUGAUGGGUAAAGACUGCCGAGGGAUCGAUGCGUUGGGGGUCAUCAGUUUAGAACCUUAAGGAAACCUUCAUGUCAUGAGUUAGAACUUACCGGAGCAUUCUGGCUGAGACGGUCUUGACCAUGAGGACUAAUGAGACAAAUAUAAGCAAAUGUAGACUCUCUCUCUCUUUUUCUCUUUCUCUCUCUCUCUUUCUCUUUCUCUUGCUCUGUCUCUAGAAUAUGAUUCGGUUGCCAUGGUGAUUUAGGGCUGUCCUUUUUAAAGUUGAAAUCUGUCACAUACACACCUGAUCUAACCGGUACACACCAGGAAGGUGAAGUAUGUAUGUAAGUGAGUGUGGUUGUGUGUGUGUGUAUGUGUGUGUGUGUGUGUGUGUGUAGAUAUGCAAAUGAAGUGCUUUAACAGAAUCACCUGAAGCUGAAAACUGUGAAGACCAAAAUCCAAACUCCUAGCCGACUGAAGAUGCGUGAAGUGUUGGUCCCAGGCCUGCCUGCUGUCGAUGUGAAACACUCUCUCCUAAAGACUCAGAGUGUGAAACACUCUCUCCUACAGAGUCAGAGUGUGAAACACUCUCUCCUACAGAGUCAGAGUGUGAAACACUCUCUCCUAAAGACUCAGAGUAUGGAACACUCUCUCCUAAAGAGUAUGGCGACGCACACUCUUCCUGGGCAGCAUGUGGAGUAUGAUCACAGAUGACAGUAAUGCGCUAAUAGUCUGACGAUGUCUAACAGAGACCAUCAUUCAGCCAUAAGGCCAUGUGUCCGCUGUAGGAACUGGGGCCCGGCUUUCCCUUCCCACUGCAGGGGUUUGACCAAACACACACACACACACACACACACACACACACACACACACACACACACA
This is a messenger RNA of Sardina pilchardus (European sardine), 6495 nucleotides long. Its product is annotated as microtubule-associated serine/threonine-protein kinase 1-like. Lineage: Eukaryota; Metazoa; Chordata; Actinopteri; Clupeiformes; Clupeidae. Gene Ontology annotation, molecular function: magnesium ion binding; protein serine/threonine kinase activity; protein binding. Gene Ontology annotation, biological process: cytoskeleton organization; peptidyl-serine phosphorylation; intracellular signal transduction. The record is from RefSeq and is a predicted model, not a curated record.